Molecule: messenger RNA, 4466 nt
Organism: Pocillopora meandrina
Lineage: Eukaryota; Metazoa; Cnidaria; Anthozoa; Scleractinia; Pocilloporidae
Source: the annotation of a GenBank genome assembly
UUAACCAAGACAACUCGAUAACUACAUAUUUUUGUGCGAAGGUCCGUCACACCUCCCAGGGAAACCUUUGAGAGGCUCAAUUGCUGAAGGAGAAUGUCUGGAGAGGCAACUCAUCAUAUGACUGUGCAUGGAUCGCCGACAAAAUACGUUAAAUUGAAUGUCGGAGGGUCUCUCCAUUACACGACUAUCGGAACACUCACUAAGCAAGACAGCAUGUUGAGAGCCAUGUUUAGUGGUAGACUGGAAGUUUUGACAGAUACUGAAGGUAUGCUUUAUUUUAAGAUAUUAAUAUUUGGAAUAAAAACAGCUGUCAGCCAUAAUUUCAGUCUUGCUGCCAGAGAUAAACGAAGCUAAUGAACCAUUAUUUGCUAUUUGGACUGUACAAUAACACCGACAUUUGGUUGCGGCGUAGAAUUAAUGAUCGAGAAACGCAAUAAUUUCUGCAUUCGUACUCUCACACUAUAUACAUAGAGAUAAAUCACCAAAUAAGGUAAUUCAAAAAGAGAAUCUCACACUCUGCCCAUUAUUAUUUCAUUACUCUCUGUAUGAUUUCCCACUAAAAUGUCUCACGAAUGUAGCGUCCAUGUUUACAAUGCUUGCUUUAGGUGUGAAUGAAAUGUCUUUCAAACGGUUUGAUUUGGUUUUGUGUUGUUUGUCACAAAAAGACACCAUUUAUAUAAAUGCAUACAUACAUACAUUCAUAAAUAUCUGAUGUUCAAAAAUAGUACACUGUCUCAAGUUGCGUACAUUGCUGGAAAGGAAAGGAAAGUAGAAGGAAAAAAAAUUAAAUCAGAAAGAAUUAAAUAUAGAGGGGUAUUUGAGGGAAGUGCCUUGAACUUCACACCAAGGAAGUCCUCAAAAGUUGAUAGUUAUAUUCCAAGUUCUUGUUCAGAGGUAAGGGGAAAUUAUUCAAGUAGGAAAUACUCCAUUACUAAAAAAGCCUAUGGCUUACACUGAUACAGAAACACCAGGUUACUAAUUUAACAGUGUUGUCUUUUUCAGCAAGUGGUGUCUUUAAGCCCAUCAUAAUUUUAUCCACCAAUUUCAGUUGGUGAAUUUGGUUCAGGGAUUGGGGAAUCGAAAAGGGAAACAUACAUAUGUAAACUUAUAUACAAAAAGUUUAUAUUCUUGUUAAUUUCUAAUUAAGAAAGAUGAGAUUUUAAAGUAAUGUAGAUUUGAGGGAUUUGCUCACUUCUUUUCAGUCUCUCCUUUGGAAACCUUUUUUCCUUUCUGGUGAUUGAGGUAAAACAGUUUACCUUAAGAAACAAAACAUUUACCCUUCUUGUGAUUAGUUAAUUGUAAUGAAACAAACUAAGAUUUUUUUGUUUGAAACUUGGUUGGGCUCAAAAGCGUUCAAUGGCUUGGUGGAAGUUGCUUUGGACAAAAUGUUCAUAUGUGUAUUACUGAUGUUUUGUGGGGAUAUUAGUCCCAACAGGUUCUUAAAGUUCCUUUAUAUUUGUGGAGAAAACUGGGGCAACACCUGCUUGUGAUGGAAAUCUCAUAACUUUGGAAAUGCAAUCAUAUUUUUGAGAUGAUUGUUAUAUGGUAAAUGGAUAAUGCCAAAUGUAUUCUACUUUUCAUUGAUUAGGCUGGAUUCUUAUUGAUCGCUGUGGAAAACAUUUUUCUCUUAUCCUAAACUUCUUGCGCGAUGGAACUGUACCAUUACCACAAAAUGAAGUAGAGUUGCAAGAAAUCUUGAUUGAGGCCAAGUAUUACUUGAUUGAGCAACUAGUUGAACAGUGUGAAAAAGCACUUGAAAAGAAAAAGGAAGAACAUGACCCUAUCUGCCGUGUUCCACUCAUAACUUCAUCCAAAGAGGAAAGACAACUUGUCACUGGUAAAAAGGUCUGUAAAAAGUUUAGUCUUGGUAUUUAACCCUGCCACCCUUAACCCUUCAACUCUCAGAAGUGAUCAAUAUGAAACAUCUCCCAAUAAUAUCCUUACAUUAUCCUGCAAACAGUUAGUGAGAAUAUUCAAACUCAUCAGGUGGAAGUUGUUGUCUUGAUCUAACACCAAAUUCUCAUAACUGAUUUACAAGGAUAUGUGUAGCAGCUAGAGGGGGGAAUUACCAAUCUGAUCUUGAGAAUGAAAGGGUUAAGAGUGAUCAGUGUCUUAUUUGUCCUUACAAUUUCACCCAUGAAUCACACAGUAAGGCCACAAGAAUAAAUGGAUAACCAACCAAAGAAAGUCUUGUUUGAUAAACAAGUUUACCCCUGUUAGCACUUAAGGAAAUGUAUGAAGAACAGUAUGGGGAAUAAGCAUGCUGCUGUUGGGGCGUAAAAGGUUCAUUGCAGUCCACUUGUGGGAUCAUUUCAACACAUGUUAUCAUCUUUAGGUAAAAAAUAUUAAUGAGGUAAUUGAAUUGUUAAAUUGAACAGGCUUUUACAUCUUGUGACAACAAAGAGCAUCUUGAAGUGAAAAAUUUGACCAGAUGUAUUUGUUGUUACUUGGCAUUCUCAGCUAAAAAUCAUCACAAUGUGUUGGUUGAUAUAGGAACUGAAACAUGUGAAGGUAGUGUUAAUUUUAUCCCUUUCUCUACAGCCUGUGGUGAAGCUGUCAUAUAACAGAUCAAAUAACAAAUAUUCGUAUACUGGGUAAGUUUCAAACUUGUCAUUACCAGUGGCAAUGGAAAAGUUCUUACAGUGUAGAUCUUCAGAGAAAUUCUUAUCUGUGUACUUUAGGGUUGUACAUCUAGGUGACCUUACUUGCUUUUUAAAUGAGAAACAUUUUUCUAACAGCUCAGUUUUUCCCUUAGUAUUUACCCUCAUUAAAAAAACAUGAGAAGCUAAACGUUCCCUCCCCCCCCCACUUUGUUUAUUACGCAAAUCCCCUGUUUAUUAGUGUCGCGUGAUGUAGCGUAUCUCGACUGAAAAGGAAACUAGCAAAUGAUGGCAUCUCUUGUUUUUAUUUUUCUUUUGUUUUAUUGUGGUCAUAAACAGUCAAUCAGAUGAUAACUUGCUGAAAAAUAUUGAACUCUUCGACAAGCUGUCGCUUCGAUUCAAUGGACGAAUUCUAUUUAUCAAGGACUUGAUCGGAAACAGCGAAAUCUGCUGUUGGACAUUCUACGGAAACGGGAAAAAGCUUGCUGAGGUGUGCUGCACGUCAAUUGUCUAUGCCACAGAAAAACCGCAGACAAAAGUCGAGUUUCCGGACUCAAGAAUUUACGAGGAGUCCCUGAACGUUCUUUUGUACGAGCAUAGAGGAAAUGGAAACUUUCCCGAUGCUGAACUACUCAGUGCAACUCGUAGAGCCGUCGGACCACGAGUUAUUCCGGAAAAUGACGACGAUUCGUCAAGAAAACAAGACAAAAACCGUUAAAUAAAGAAGCUAGUCGACUAUUCUGCAGUUUUCAACUGCAGAAACUUGAUUUUUUACUACGCUGGUCUGCAUGUUUAUCAGAAUCCGUAAUUUUAAACGUGCCAACGUUUAGCAACGCGAAUUCAACAUGUGCCUUUAUUGGAUUUUUCCGUUUCUUUUGGUAAACAAACAUUGAAGAAUUAGUCUCUUACAAAACACACAUGUUUUGGUUAUAUCAGAUGGAUAACAGACGCAUUGCUUUCUCAGGAAAGCGUAUAAUCAAUGCCUUUAGAUUAGUAAAUAGUGCGAUGUUCUUGUGUAUCUGUUUGUUAUAUUGUCUCUUAUUGUCUAGUUGUUAAGGAAACCACAGAGGGGCUAGACUACCUGGGAUUAAAAGGCUUCCCAUGCCUUACGAAAUACCAUGCAUUUCAACCCAGGUUCUUAGUCAACAAUCUUUUCGUUUCUAUUUUGACGAACUGGAACAAAAUUCGCGGAAGUUAAGAAUUGGAUAUAGUUGCAGUCUGUAGGCCCCCUCCAGGUUUCUAAGUAUUUAUAUCCUGCUUUAAUCCAAAUGGUAAGAGAUAUAUUUCAGGAAAAGGUCGAGAAAAACCUUACUCCCCGUGGUAUGUAAUCGUAAUAGGAAAGUGGCUGAUUUUUAACCGCCAAUUGAGAUUAGAACGAUUACAACAAUUCAGGUUUACAUAUAUCAGUCUAUAAGCGGGAUGGAAAUGAAACACAAGUUUAAACCAGUUUGUCGACUAUUGUUGGAGUAGAUAUGCCAUUAUUAACAAUAUGAGUGCGGUAUCAGGACUGAUUGGUUUAACUCGUGAAGUUUUGCUUAAAUCAAGCCGAGGAAAUUUGUGUUUGAAUUAAAAUUAGAGGAAGAGUCAAAGCCACUCGUCACAGCCCUGGUCUUAUCCCGGGGUGGGUUGUAUGGUUUUGGUGGGACAUAUGAUUGGUUGGGUUAGUAUCAUUUGACGGCUUUGUUCUUUGCAGGAAGAGUUGGGUUAAAAACUAUUUGUAGACUAAAUAACAGUGUAAACUUAGCCGGGACUUCUGAGAAGCAUAAGGUGGCUGUAAAUACUUUUCAUUGAGGACUGUUUUCUUGUGCAUGCAAGUACGUUUCCUUUGCUGGCUGCGUAUGUGGAUAUCGAGAGUUAAAUCGGUCG